This is a messenger RNA of Symbiodinium necroappetens, 1206 nucleotides long. The record is from the annotation of a GenBank genome assembly. NCBI's taxonomy places the organism in Eukaryota, Dinophyceae, Suessiales, Symbiodiniaceae.
AUGAACUUUGACACUCAGCGCGGGCUUACAGCGCCGCUAAGUCAAAUCGUCUUCGACCAAUACUCCAGCGAUGGUCGAAUGUCUUUCGAGCAGUUCAAGCGCAUGUGCAGCGACAAGGAGUUUUGCGAAGACAUUGACGAAGACGAGAUGGCGACAGCUUUUGUCCGCAUGUCUGGAGAGUCCAGUGGCAUUGAAUACUCAGAGUUCCUGGCAUGGUGGAAGCUGCAAGACGAGCGCCAGAAGGGACUGAAGUUCAAGUCGACGGAGGAGAAAGAGUUCGUCCAACGAGUGAAGAAGUCGUUCUUCCAGGGCACAGGCGGCUGUGCCAGGAUGGACAUCCUCGACUUCCAGCAGAAGUGCUACGUGAAUGGCUACUGCCUGAGCGAGGAAGAGCUAGAUGAGGCCUUCGCUGAGUUGGACAAGGAUGGCUCCGGAUAUAUCGACUUUCCUGAGUAUCUGCGCUGGCGGCAGGAGGAUGACCGGUUUUCGCAUUUACUGCAUGAUGCCAGCGACCAACACUCGCAGUAUAUCCACCAGGUCGGCGAGUUUUUCCGCGCGUAUGACGAGGAGUUAACCGGACAGCUCUCAAUUGAGCAGUUCCGACCUCUCUACGACAGCCUCGUCGAACAAGGGGAGGUUACUGAAGACUUCGACAAAGUCAUCCUGGAGGUCGACUCGAACUCGGAUGGCUGUGUUUCCUUGAACGAGUUCAUCAAGUGGUACGCCACAACUUGGGAAGACCCUGCAGAAAGCGACGAAGAGGACCCCUGCAGCGCAGUGCGUGGCAAGUCAAUCGUCCUUGAAGAGGAGGUGACUUUCGCGGGUCCUGGGCUGAGCAGCUUCAUCGAAAGCCAGCGGGAGGCGCUCUCUCGGCAGCGCCAGCUGCAGGCACCGGAGCGUGAAGCAGUGCCGAGCAAGGCCUAUGUGGAGAAGGACUCCGCCGUCAGCAACGGACUUCACCCAAAGCCGAGCAUGCCCGCGAGUGCUGCAGGGUCGCCAGAGCUGUGGCAUGCAGUCCACAUUGGCAAUGAGGCUUUGGUGAGUCGUCUCAUUCAACAAGGCCAGUGUAAUGGAAGGCAGAAGGAUGCCUCGGGACACUCCGUCCUCUGGCAUGCGAUCGCCUUUGGUCACAUAGGGAUCGCUCUUCUGAUGUUGGAUUCUUGUCCCGCUGGUGAGCCGGUGAAUCCUGGCACGCUUGUCCAGUGA